GCUAAGUUUGCCAGCUUCUUCUGGUUGGAAUCAUUUCAAAGAUGACUCAUUGCUUCACUGUAAGUUAUUUUACGCACUUUUCUUCCUUCCGAUUUGGGGUUCACUCGAGAGUAAGAGAGUGAUGUUGCAGUGCAUAUUUCUCGUCUCAGAUGCCGGAGAGUUAAUGCUGGAGAAGCAGCUCACGGGGCACCGCCUGGAUCGCUCCAUUUGUGCCUGGUUCUGGGAACAAACCAUUUCACUAGGCGACUCCUUCAAGCAACAACCAGUGAUUGCCUCUCCCACGCAUUAUAUUUUCCAUGUUUUUCGCGAGGGAAUCACUUUUCUGGGGUGCACGCAAGUUGAAAUGCCACCCUUAAUGGCCAUUGAGUUUCUUUGUAGGGUAGCUGAUGUCCUCAAUGAUUAUUUUGGGGCAUUGAAUGAAGACAUAGUUAAAGACAACUUUGUCAUUGUGUAUGAGCUGUUGGAUGAGAUGAUAGACAAUGGCUUCCCCUUAACUACAGAACCUAGUAUCCUGCGAGAGAUGAUUGCUCCACCGAAUAUGGUUAACAAAGCCUUGAGCAUUGUGACUGGUAACAGUUCAAAUGUGAGUGAAACCCUUCCUGCGGCUACUGCAUCUUGUAUUCCAUGGAGAACAGCAGAGCCAAAGUACGCCAACAAUGAAGUCUAUGUAGACCUUGUUGAAGAAAUGGAUGUGAUUGUAAGCAGGGAUGGGGGCUUGGUGAAAUGUGAGAUCUAUGGUGAAGUUCAAGUAAAUUCACGGAUCUCAGGUCUUCCUGAUUUAACCCUUUCAUUUACAAAUCCUUCCAUCCUUGAUGAUGUGAGGUUCCAUCCCUGUGUUCGAUUUCGGCCUUGGGAGUCUCAUCAAAUUCUUUCUUUUGUGCCUCCUGAUGGACAGUUUAAGCUGAUGAGUUACAGAGUUAGAAAGUUGAAGAGCACCCCAAUAUAUGUAAAGCCACAGUUAACUUCAGAUGGUGGGACAUGCCGUGUUAGUGUAUUGGUUGGAAUAAGAAAUGAUCCUGGAAAGACAAUUGACUCCGUCACUGUUCAGUUUCAGCUCCCUCCUUUCAUAUUAUCAGCUGAUCUGACUUCUAACCAUGGAACAGUAAACAUCCUUGCUAAAAAGACAUGCAUAUGGUCCAUUGAUCGAAUCCCAAAAGAUAAAGCUCCUUCCCUGUCUGGAACAUUAGUGAUUGAAACUGGAUUGGAUCGCCUUCAUGUCUUCCCUACAUUUCAAGUUGGUUUUAGGAUAAUGGGUGUUGCCCUCUCUGGUCUGCAAAUAGAUAAAUUGGAUCUGAAGACUGUACCAUACCGAUUUUACAAAGGUUUUCGAGCUCUUACUCGGGCAGGUGAAUUUGAAGUCAGAUCAUAAUUUCGAAUCGACCAUAAGUCAUAUGAAUAGUGUGGAUAAGAGAUUUUAUUGUCUGUAAUAAUAAUGGAUGGUUUCUUUUGUAAAGUAGUUAAUGUUUUCUUCUGGUCAUGAGUUAUUCUUUGGUGAACCUUACCUUGGUUAUAUGAGGUCAAUGGAGUUUGCUGCUGCACCCCUA
Cajanus cajan (pigeon pea) is the source of this 1544-nucleotide messenger RNA. RefSeq names its product AP-3 complex subunit mu. NCBI's taxonomy places the organism in Eukaryota, Viridiplantae, Streptophyta, Magnoliopsida, Fabales, Fabaceae. Gene Ontology annotation, biological process: vesicle-mediated transport; intracellular protein transport. The record is from RefSeq and is a predicted model, not a curated record. Gene Ontology annotation, cellular component: clathrin adaptor complex.